Molecule: messenger RNA, 1839 nt
Organism: Nicotiana attenuata
Lineage: Eukaryota; Viridiplantae; Streptophyta; Magnoliopsida; Solanales; Solanaceae
Exons: 6
Coding region: 1-1839 (612 amino acids)
Biological process (GO): DNA integration
Molecular function (GO): nucleic acid binding
Source: RefSeq, a predicted model, not a curated record
AUGGAGAGCGAAAAUUGUUGGGACUGUAAUUCCGAUCUAGUUCCGGAGAGAUUCAAGUUUUCUGGUAGAAAUACAGAGGCGAAGUACAGAGCUGAGAAAUUCUUCAAUUUCGAGCUCAAUUUCAAGCAGCCAUGGCAGACAACGAAGUCAGCUCAUCAUUCGCUAUUUUUGCAAGCCUCAGACACUCCAAGACUAGUCUUAAUUUCGCUCAAGCUCACAGGCCCAGAAAAUUACGCCCUGUGGAGCAGGGUGAUGAAAUUGGCACUCCGGGGAAAGAGCAAGCUUGGAUUUGUGGAUGGAUCUUGUGUAAAGGGUAUGUAUAAAGGUGAAUUAGCAGAGCAAUGGGAGAAAUGUAAUGCAAUUGUUCUAUCAUGGAUUGGUAGUACUGUUUCGAAUGAAUUAAUGCCUAGCAUCGUAUAUGCAUCGAAUGCAAAAAAGAUAUGGGCUGAUUUUCAGGAGAGAUUUGAUAGGUCAAAUCCAACAAGGAUUUAUCAUCUUUGGACUGCUAUUGCGACUUUGAGACAAGGAACAGACUUGGUCACUAGCUAUUAUUCGAAAAUGAAGGAUCUAUUGGAUGAACUAGAUGCCAUAGCACCUAUGGCUUCGUCACGAGUCAAGAGGCCAGGAUUAAUAUGUGAUUAUUGUGGUUACAAAGGACACCUAAAGGAAAUUUGUUACAAGAUAGUGGGGUAUCCAUCAGAUUUCAAAAGCAAGAAGAAAGGGCAAAACUCAGGAAGCAGGACCUAUGUGAACAAUGCAACAAGUGAAGAGAAACAGGUGCCUAUGCUGCCAACACAAGGAAAUUUCUUCACUGAGGAUCAAUACAAACAAUUGGUGAAUUUGUUGCAGAAGACUACCAUAAAUGAAUGUUCCACUAAUACUACAGGUAGCAUUACUUUAAUGACAAAUGCAGCUGCUAAUGAUCAUAUUUGGAUAGUGGAUUCAGGCAGUAGAGCAGAAAUCACACAUACAGGAGAUGCAGUAGUUUUAGGGGAUAAAACUAUUGAAGGAGGGCUCUACAAUGUCAAGGUGAUAGGGAUUGGUAGAGAAAAUAAUGGAUUAUAUGUGAUAAAAGAAAAUUUACCAACAGCAACAAUUAGUUUCUUGAAGGAACACGGAGAAAUAACAUUGUGGCAUUUGAGGCUAGGUCAUGCAUCAACAAAAUCUAUGCAGCAUAUUUCAGAACUAAAGAAUAAGAUACGAGCUGGAGAGCAGGACAACUGUGAAGUAGUUGUCGACUACAGUUUCCACUUAGUAGCACCAGAUCAAUUUGAAGCUACUGUGAAGAUUGCUAGAUCAGAUAAUGGUGCCGAGUUCUUCAACUCUCAAUGCAAUGCUUUAUUUGCUUCUCUAGGAAUCAUACACCAAAGUAGUUACCCAUACACCCCACAACAAAAUGAGGUAGUUGGAAAACAUGGGCAUAUACUGGAGGUUGCAAGAGCCUUGAAAUUUCAAAGCUCGAUUCCUAGGAGAUUCUGGAGUGAUUGUGUAAGAACUGCAGUAUACUUGAUAAACAAACUGCCCACUAGUAUUUUGAAAGGAAAAUCCCCUUAUGAGUUAUUGUAUGGAAAGCCAGCCAAAUUAGAUCACUUAAGGGUGUUUGGUUGCUUAUGUUAUGCAAGUAACAUGCCUAAAGGUGAUACGUUCACGGUUAUAGCAAAAAGGGUUGUCCUUAUUGGAUACUCAGAAACACAAAAGGGUUAUAGGAUGUAUGAUCUGGAGAAUAGAAGUGCAUUUGUUAGCAGAGAUGUGGUAAUAAAGAGCAGGUCUUUCCUUUUGCGAGAACUACUGAUUCAGACUGUACAGAGGAUCUAUUCACUUCUCAACCUUCAGCCGUAG